UUUCAAACAAAUUUAAUAGACAUCUGAACUGUCCCUACUUCUACUUCCUAUAGGACAGACAGACAUUGGACCCCUCUACUACUAGGGUUUUACUGUUUUUUUCCUUCUUCCAUACAAGCAUAUACCUUGUAAACUCCACACACACACACAAAAAAAAGAAUUUAUGUUACAAAGUCUUGGCGGAGUUUUCUAUCAGACCCCUAAAGAUGGCAGGAGUGGGAGAUUUAGCUUUGAUGGGGACUAAGAUUAGUCCAAAUAAGUUGAUUGGUAAAUUGGAGAAGAGGGUAUUUGGUGUUCCACUUUCUACAAGUCCAAGAUUUAGUUUUUCCCAUGCUAGAAGCUUGGAUGUCACCAAAUCAAGAACCACAGUCAAAGCAGUGAUGCAAGUAGAGAAAAUACAACGUUCAAGUGAAUUGAAAGAAGGGUCUUUAAGCUUUGAUGUUGUGUCAGAGAUGGAGCUUAAAGAAAAGGGAUUUUUGGGGUUAAGGAAAACAAAGCUUGUGUGUACAAUUGGGCCAGCUUGUUCUUCUUUAGAUGAGUUGGAGAAAUUGGCUAUUGCAGGUAUGAAUGUGGCUAGGCUAAAUAUGUGUCAUAACUCAAGGGAGUGGCAUCAAGAUGUGAUUAGGAAGAUUAAGAAGUUGAAUCAAGAAAAAGGUUAUUGUGUAUCAGUCAUGAUUGAUACAGAGGGGAAUCAAAUACAAGUAGUUGAUCAUGGCUCUUCAUCUUCUGUCAAAGCAGAGGAGGAUUCAAUCUGGUACUUUACUACUGAGAAGUUUGAAGGUUCUCGUCCAUAUACAAUUCAGGCAAAUUAUGAAGAUUUUUCUGAAGGUGUCAAUCCUGGUGAUGAAAUUGUCAUUGAUGGAGGAAUGGCAACUUUUGAAGUUAUGGAGAAAAUUGGUAAUGGCUUGAGCUGCAAGUGCACAGACCCCGGUCUACUUCUGCCUAGAGCUAAGUUGAGUUUCUGGAGAGAUGGCAAGCUUUUAGGAAGAGAUUAUGAUCUCCCGACUUUAUCAACUAAGGAUUGGUCAGACAUUGUGUUUGGAAUAUCUGAAGAUAUCGAUUUCAUUGCAGUUUCAUUUGUAAAAGAUGCUGAUGCGAUCAAGCAUCUGAGGGACUACCUUGCAAUUAAUUCCUCCAAGGCAAUAAAAGUGUUGGCAAAGAUAGAGAGCCUAGAGUCUCUCCGAAGGUUGGAAGAGAUUGUUGAGGCUUCUGAUGGGAUUAUGAUAGCAAGGGGAGAUCUAGGAGUUGAGAUUCCACUUGAACAGAUUCCAUCUGUUCAGGAAGAUAUUACUUAUGUUUGCAGGCAGCUCAACAAGCCCGUUAUUGUGGCCUCUCAACUUCUGGAGUCGAUGGUUGAAUAUCCCACUCCAACACGAGCAGAGGUUGCUGAUGUUUCUGAAGCGGUAAGACAAUAUGCUGAUGCAUUGAUGUUAUCGGGUGAGUCAGCCAUUGGAUCAUAUGGAAUGAAGGCUCUUUCUGUCUUGCGUACAACUAGCACCCGAAUGGAACAAUCAUGUCGCGAAGAGAACAAGCAAACUUUGUUGCAUCAGCGCAAGCUUGGAGUAUCUUUGCCAGAUCAAAUUGCUGAGCAAAUCUGCAGUUGUGCAGUGGAAAUGGCUGGCAACCUCGGGGUGGAUGCAAUAUUUGUGUACACAAGGCACGGGAAGAUGGCAUCUCUUCUCUCACGUAACCGUCCAAAUCCUCCAAUAUUUGCAUUCACGAACGACAACAGCACACAGAUGGCUCUCAAUUUGCAGUGGGGAGUUACUCCUCUUCUCACUGACCUGUCAGACGACAUGGAAGGAAACGUUAAAAAAACUGUCGAACUUGUAAAAGGAAAAGGGAUGAUAAAGAAGGAUGAUGCUAUUUUGGUGGUAUCAGAUAUCAUUCCAAUUUCUACUGCACAGACAAUUUUCCAGUCAAUUCAGGUUAUGACCAUAACAUAGGAUAUCUUUUAAGUAGAUAUUAUUGCAUUGUGAUUUCUUGUAUGUUUGGAAGAGAGGCGGCCUGCCUUUUCACUAUUUUGAGGACAUCUACUUUUGUUGUUUGACAUAUUCUAUUCAUAUCUAGCAAAGCAAGUUCUUGAGCUUCUCAGCUCAGUUUCUUGCUGGUUUGCCAAAUUGAAA
This is a messenger RNA of Solanum dulcamara, 2126 nucleotides long. RefSeq names its product pyruvate kinase isozyme A, chloroplastic-like. Bases 207 to 1946 code for a protein of 579 amino acids. The transcript is spliced from 8 exons. Gene Ontology annotation, molecular function: potassium ion binding; pyruvate kinase activity; magnesium ion binding. The record is from RefSeq and is a predicted model, not a curated record. Gene Ontology annotation, biological process: glycolytic process. NCBI's taxonomy places the organism in Eukaryota, Viridiplantae, Streptophyta, Magnoliopsida, Solanales, Solanaceae. Gene Ontology annotation, cellular component: cytoplasm.